Molecule: messenger RNA, 2895 nt
Organism: Pomacea canaliculata
Lineage: Eukaryota; Metazoa; Mollusca; Gastropoda; Architaenioglossa; Ampullariidae
Product: non-specific lipid-transfer protein-like
Exons: 18
Coding region: 104-1705 (533 amino acids)
Molecular function (GO): acyltransferase activity, transferring groups other than amino-acyl groups
Source: RefSeq, a predicted model, not a curated record
UGUAAGUAGUGCGCCUAGUUCACGGCAGCGAGUGAUCUUCGGACAAACGCGGAGCGUAGCUUCUCGCGUGAAGUAAACAGUGGCCAACACAAGUGCUGGAAACAUGAGUUCUCCGAAGAAAGUGUACGUUGUUGGGGUGGGCAUGACAAAGUUUGAAAAGCCAGGUAGAAGAGAGAAUUUUGACUAUCCAGACAUGGCAAAAGAAGCAGGGACAAAAGCCCUAGAGGAUGCUGGUCUUACUUAUAAUGAUAUUCAACAAGCUUGUGUUGGGUAUGUAUAUGGUGAUACAACUUGUGGACAAAGAGCAUUGUAUCAACUUGGCAUGACUGGAAUCCCUAUUUACAAUGUUAACAAUGCUUGCUGUACUGGUUCUAGUGCACUGAUGUUAGCCAAACAAUUGAUUGAAGGAGGUGUUGCUGACUGUGUCAUGGCAAUUGGGUUUGAAAAAAUGGAGAAGGGACCAUUAUCUGGAAAAUUUCAUGAUCGUACAUCCCCAAUGGACAAGCACUUGGAAACUAUGGUAAAUCUGCGAGGUUUCGAUAAUAGCCCAGUCACAGCACAGUUGUUUGGCAAUGCAGCAAAAGAGCACAUGGAAAAAUAUGGGACCAAAGUUGACCAUCUGGUUAAAAUUGCCUACAAGAAUCACAAGCAUUCAACUAACAAUCCAUACUCCCAGUUUCAAGAAGAGUAUUCACUUGAUGAAAUCAGAAAUUCUCCUUCUGUGUUUGACCCUUUAACUAAACUGCAGUGUUGCCCUACAUCUGAUGGAUCAGCAGCAGUUAUCCUUGCCAGUGAGGACUUUGUCCGAAAGCAUAAUCUCAAAGGUCAAGCUGUGGAGAUAAUAGGCAUGGAGAUGAGUACAGACACCCCUUCUACCUUUGGCCGCAGUUGCAUCAGUUUGGUUGGCUAUGAUAUGACGAAGAAUACAGCUGACAGACUUUUUGCUAAAGCAGGUGUAAGUCGUGAUGAUGUAAGUGUUGUUGAACUUCAUGACUGUUUUUCUGCCAAUGAACUGAUUACCUAUGAAGCCCUAGGACUUUGCCCUCCUGGGAAAGCUGGGGAAUUCAUUGACAGUGGUAAUAACACCUACGGGGGGAAAUUUGUCAUUAAUCCAAGUGGGGGACUUAUAUCUAAAGGUCAUCCUUUGGGUGCAACAGGCUUAGCUCAGUGUUCUGAAUUAACCUGGCAGCUUCGUGGAAUGGCAGGCAAGCGACAAGUUCCUGGCGCAAAGCUUGCUCUGCAGCACAAUGUUGGGCUAGGUGGAGCUGUGGUCUGUGCAUUGUACAAAAUAGGCUUCCCGCAAGAAAAAGGGUAUCAGGUUCAAGCAGUUCCUGCUAGUGCAUCGGUGAAUGAGAGUGACUUCAAAUCAUCCUCUGUGUUUAAGGAAAUUUCUAAGCGUUUAAGUGAAGAUGGGAGCAACAUUGUGAAGAAAGUGAAUGGAGUGAUUGCCUUUAAAGUGAAAGGAGCUGAGGGUAAGGAGGGAGUCUGGCUAGUUGAUGUCAAAAAUGGCUGUGGUUCUGUCAAGUUUGGUAGUACUGACAAAGCAGAUACAACUCUGUCUAUGAAUGAUGACGACUUUGUGGGUCUGAUGACUGGAAAACUUAACCCACAGACGGCAUUUUUCCAAGGCAAGUUAAAAAUUGGUGGAAAUGUAGGGCUUGCAAUGAAACUGAGAGAACUGCAGCCCAAUACAUCCAAAUUAUAAACUAAAUCUACCACUAUGCAUCCCUUGUUUUCAUCUUUCUUUUGUCUAAUCAGAUUUGGUGAUUAGUAGAAAGACAUGGAGUAACAUUAGUUCACUCUAAGCAAUUGUUUCUUCAAGUGUGAAGAGAAAUAUUACUGUGAUGGUGGAACGAUUAUGGUUUUAUUUGGAGUGCAUGCAGAAGUUGUUGAACAACGGUGUAAGGGUGUGGUAGCAUUCAAAGAGUGUUAAAGAUUUGUGACAAUCUUAUACCAGUUUUUAGCUCAAUUCCUUUAGCUCCAGGUUAGGUUAUUCAUUGGACUGUUUUUUAAUUGAACUGGAUUGAAGAUAUAUUACACUUAAAAAUGAUGUGAGAAAUUAAAAGGCCAAGCAAGAGUAAGGAAAUAAAGGUGGGUUAUCAAACAUUGCAAAUACAAUGUUGGAACCCACUAGUAAGGGUAGGUAAAGAGCAUCUCAAACAGACUUGGAAUCAUAGUCUUAAACAAGUUGAUUGUAGCCAAAUCAUCUGCUAAAUAUUAGGGAAAGUGGGGUACAAUGGUGGAGGCCCUUGAGCGUAAGUAGCCUAGAGGAGUUGAUGCAGAUCUCGGAAAGUGAGCACAAGGCAAAUUUAGGGGUUUAAAAAAAAACCAAACUAAAUCUUAAACUUAAGAGAUGUUUUUGUGAGGUUGAAAUCAGUGAUUUGUAUUUUACCCAGUAAAAUCUGAUCAAUAAAUUUCUCAGAAUUUCAGACAAGCUUUUCCCCCAUUUCUUACCGCACAUAAACUACUUACAUAAUUUAGAGUUCCAUAAAUUCUUAAAUCUCCCAAUGAAAAAGACCUUCCAUUUAGUCCUUGUAUUUAAUAAUCAUAGAAAUAUUAAAUCUAUGACUUUGUAGGUUGACAUGUUUUUUGCAUUUUUUUGUUGGUUGUGUGGACAAGGUACAUUACUACCAGUCUUUAAAUUUAUUGUUCAUUUUGUAAAAAUUGCAAUCAUUAUGUUAAUCAUAUUUUAAGAUUUUAAUUUUCCAAUUUAUCUUAAAUAUUUCAAAGAAUGUCUUUGAAUGUACAUAUUUAUUGCCAUAUGUGCGUCUUCCUAUUGCUAUUUCCUUUACAGAUGGAAUUUUAAGGUGUUCCUUGUGAAAAUCAUUAUUACUGCAAUUGAUGUCAAAAUGAUAGUGAGCUGAAUAACAGAUAAUAAAACAACCCACCUGUUUU